CGCACAUCGAGUAACGAUCGAUUGAGUUUCCUCCCGUUUAACGGGAAAAGCGCGUGCUGUCAUUUCUCUGAUGCCAUGUGCGCGCGGCAGACUCCGCGGAUCUGGGCUCGCUCUGCAUGCCUGCCGGUGCGGCACGAGGCGCAGAUGAUGCUGGAUGGAGCCACGCAGCUUUUCCGCGCUGCUACUCUGUAGUAACGCAUAUGAUUCAACGACGUGUUACGUCGUUUUAAUAUUGUUCAGAACUUCAGCAUCAUUUAUAGCUACAUCUUAAUUAUCCUGCGCUUUCCCAGAAACCAGUCAGCAUCAUCUUUAGAAAAACAGUAUUCCAUGUCAUCCUGUGACUCGGCGUGGAUCCUCCCACUAGGGAUACGGACUAUUUAUACAGCGUGCAGCAUCCCGAGCCUUCUAGAGAUACGCGAAUCUGAAAAAACAGAGAAUCUGAAGAUUUUUCGUUUGGAGUGCCAGCUCUAAUUCUGGCUGCCAUUAUGCCUCUGUUAGAAGAAGGUUCUGUGCCGAGGGACUGUACUCGAACUGUGCCGGUAGUCAUCAUUGGUAACGGUCCUUCCGGUAUAUGCUUGUCGUACCUUCUGAGUGGGUAUACUCCUUAUUUAGAUCCAAUGGCUGUGCACCCAAACCCUAUUCUCUAUCGUAAACUACAGGAAGCCAAGCAGCUUCCCAUCACUGAACAGGAUUUGGAGUUUCUUUGCGAAGGUUUAGAGGGGCGUUCAGGAAACCCUGUGGCAGUGCUCUUCGACACACUCCUUCAUCCAAAUGCAGAUUUGGGCUUUGAGUUCCCUUCUGUACUGCAGUGGAGGAUGGAAAAGAAACAUAACAUUCCUCAUCUGAUCUUGGGAAAAGCUACACCUGGUGGUGCCUGGCAAGCAAUGGAAGGUUCAAUGCUGACCAUUAGUCUUGGUGUAUGGAUGGAGUUACCAGGAGUCAACUAUAAAGAUUUGACCUCAGGCAAAAGGAGGUCGGUGUCCAAUGAUCGAGCCACUCCAGAUGAGAUCUCUUCAUACUACAAAAAUUAUGUCAAGCUCAUGGGUCUCCAGAAGAACUUUGUGGACAAUACUUAUGUCACCUCUGUUCAAAAACUUCACCGCAGUCAUGAAAAAACUCUUGGAAAUGACAAGUACACUGUAAAUGGUCAGCUGAAUGGUGUGAAAAAACGGUUUGAUUAUUCCAAUAAGAACAGCACUGACAAUGGUCAGAAUGGACUGGUAAAUGGGUUUAGCAAUGAGUUACAAAAUGGAAUGGAGAAUAACAGUAGAAGUGGUGAUAUUGGGGAGGAGGAUGAAGAUAAAAGAGGCAAAGAAAGAGUGAGAGAGAGUACUGGGGUUUCCCAAGGACUUUCUCAGGGACUCUGGGAGGUCAGGGGCUACCAGCAGCUCCAAGGUGACACUCAUGUCCCAUUUAGCUUAUUUGCCGAGAAUGUUGUCUUAGCAACAGGGGCAUCUGACUCUCCAGCUCGACUGGGAGUUGAGGGGGAGGAUCUCCCUUAUGUGUUCCACAGUGUACGUGACCUUGGGGUGGCUGUCAGCUGUCAUGGUAAACUGGGCUCUUCCUCUGACCCUGUGCUAGUAGUGGGGGCGGGGCUUAGCGCAGCGGAUGCAGUGCUGUGUACCCUGAACCAUAGGGUCUCCGUGUUGCAUGCAUUCCGCAAGCGCGCUGAUGACCCGGGUCUCAUCUUCAAACAGUUGCCAAAGACACUUUACCCUGAAUAUCACAGGGUCUACCACAUGAUGUGUUCCCAAGUUUACCCAGCAUCCCCCGUUGCCAAUCCCACAUCUUCUAGUCCAUCUUUGUUCCCUGACUACACCAGCUUCCCUGAGCACUGUGUGCUCUCCUUCCAGCCUGACAUGCACUGUGUCAUGAGGGGAUCCAAUGGUGUCCUUAGAGUCUUCAAAGUCUCUAUGGUGCUAGUUCUUAUCGGGACCUAUCCAAACUUGUUUUUCUUGAAGGAGCAAGGGCAGUACCUUGGUUUGGACCCCAGUAGGCCAAUCUCCUGCAGACAGAAUCCCAUCGACAUAAACCCUUACACCUUCGAGUGCAAUGCUGAGCCUGGCCUCUUUGCCAUGGGACCCCUUGUUGGUGACAACUUUGUGCGUUUCUUAAAGGGUGGCGCUCUUGGCAUUGCUAGCUGUUUGCGCAAGAGGCUGAAACAGAGGAUUGAAAAGAACAGGAAACUGAUCACAGAGGAAGAAGGGUGUGGAAGACGGGAACGAGAAGGAAGUGGGGGCAGAGGAGGAGGAUUUGUCUAAGGCUCCAAGAGAAGGUGCCUCAUGACGAGUCCUGGAAUCCAUCUUAUUUUUAUAUGUAUGCAGUGAAUACUAAUGAAAUUACAACUUUCCUACAACUUACAAGAGAAAGUACACUUAUAAAAAUGGGCAGACGCUAGGAGAAACUUCUCUCUUCCCAAUGGUGUCUUAUGUUGACUUGCAAAAGAAGUUUAUGCUGGCCAGGAAUAAUGUGCCAAUAUGUCAGUGUCAUGGAGUGUGCUUUACCUAUUGUUUUUAAAAAUGCUGUUAGUUGCCUUAUUGUUUGUAAUUAGUAACCUGCUCUUACACUACAUCAUAGAUAGCAUAUCUUUUAGUCAUGAUUGCAGUGCCUAAAGGCCUAUACUGACAGUGUUUUGUAGCGACAAAGCAACCAAGCAUCAUUAAGAGGUGGUGUCAAAAGCAACAGACUUGCUGUUGAGAAGUGACCGUUAAGCAGAGCUAAAAGAUGCAGCAACUAUCAAUGAAAGCACAGUGAUUUGUCACGAAGUUGGAUACAGAGCAGAGUAGGAAUGCCUACUAAACACCAACAGCUCAGAAUCUUUGAUAUAAUAUCUGUCAGUGUGAACACACCAUAUGUCAAGGAGGCUUGCACUAAGCAGUAAAAGAAAGCAAUGACAAAAAGAACAGAUUGACUUAAGCCGAAGGCCUAGUUUGUAAAGAUUAUGUUGCAGUAUGCAUUUAUGUUUCUGCUGUGAAAUGCCAUUUAACGCACAAUUAAUGUAUAUAAAUAUGUACAAAAUUUCCAAAACCUUGAUGAGCUAAUAAUGAGCCAACCUUACUCUUUUAUUGUAACCUAAAACAAGUGCCAAACCUUUGAAAUACAGUACAUUUUCAUUUACACUAACCAUGGUGUUUGUCAGUCAUUCUGGUAAUUAAAUAAAAUAGAUAAACAAGAAUGUUCUGCAUUACAGAAAAUUUAGAUUAAUCCUAUGUACUAUGUUUUAGAAAUUUUUACUCCUUAAUAAGGUAUUUCACAGCACUCAAUAGUGAAAUAUAUUACUUCAUACUCUGUUGUGCCAAAUAAAUGUUUUAUUGCUUUGAAAUAUUAACCAAAAUAACUUCUGAGCU
Molecule: messenger RNA, 3347 nt
Organism: Cyprinus carpio (common carp)
Lineage: Eukaryota; Metazoa; Chordata; Actinopteri; Cypriniformes; Cyprinidae
Product: oxidative stress-induced growth inhibitor 2-like
Exons: 6
Coding region: 486-2261 (591 amino acids)
Molecular function (GO): oxidoreductase activity
Source: RefSeq, a predicted model, not a curated record